This is a messenger RNA of Colletotrichum truncatum, 246 nucleotides long. RefSeq lists its product as uncharacterized. NCBI's taxonomy places the organism in Eukaryota, Fungi, Ascomycota, Sordariomycetes, Glomerellales, Glomerellaceae. The record is from RefSeq and is a predicted model, not a curated record.
AUGACAAAGAACUCGUGGUUACCCACCAGGGCCCAGUAUCGUAUCAGGGACAAUGUGUGCUCCGCAGGACAGGCGCCCUGGCCUCAAAGAGGGGCCCUUCUUUUAAUGGCUUGCAUCAGAAACGUGGAUAAUCGAUCUCUCAGCCCCCGCUUGCUUCCACUCUCUCUCUCUCUCUCUCUUUCUCUCUCGUUCGGCCCACAAGGGCCAUGUGGGCUUCGGCCACAAAUUGAACAAUGUCAAAAAUAG